Durusdinium trenchii is the source of this 744-nucleotide messenger RNA. NCBI's taxonomy places the organism in Eukaryota, Dinophyceae, Suessiales, Symbiodiniaceae. The record is from the annotation of a GenBank genome assembly.
AUGUCUCAGACUGAGGACAUCCUCAACUCCAUCCUUCCACCGAGAGAGUGGACGCAGGAGGAUCAACUCUGGGUGCAGUACGUGUCCAGCACGCCAGCCACACGUGCGGAUGUAGUCAAUCUUCAAGAAGAUCUAGACAAGUGGCUGCAGCAAAGACAGGCUCGUGAGACUGGCAUAUGUCCCAUCCGUGAGGAGCUCUAUUCGCAAUGCUUUGAUGAGCUGAUUCGACAGGUCACCAUAAUUUGCGCUGAGCGUGGAUUGUUGCUGCUUCGUGUCCGAGACGAAAUCAGGAUGACCAUUUGCGCCUACCAAAGCCUCUACGAGUCUUCGAUUGCCUUUGGCAUGCGCAAGGCACUGCAGGCGGAGCAGCGACGCAACCAACACAACAAGAAGAUGAAGGACCUGCAAGUUGCCAACAAGAAGCUGCGAGAUGAGGUAGAGGAGUUGGAGAACAAGAUUACGCAGAUCGAGAAGCAUGAGGCAGAACGUCGUGAGCAGGAAGAAAGGAAGCACAAAGAAGAGGUUGAGAUUCUGAAGAAGAUGAACGCUCAGCGAAAGGAAGCCACGAUUGUGAAAUCUCAGUGCACCAAUUGUCCUGUAGUUUGCAUUCUGUUUGUGUAUGCCAAGGAGUUGCAAGCGUACUCACGUGACCCAACAGCAUAUACUGCUCAACAAAGUCAUAGAAGUGGACGUGGUGCGUUUCUCUGCUGCGUGCCUUUCAACAAAAGAAAUGCAUGUACGUAA